AUGUCACAGAUAGACUACGAGUACAAUGAAUUCCAUACAUUACAAUCACAAGAGACUGCUAAUUUGCUACAAACAGACGCUUCUAAGGGGCUCGACGAUGAGAAAUUCCAAGCAAGGAAAUCUGCCGUCGGGGAGAACUCACUCGGUGACGACAUGAAGAUCGAUUACAAGGCAAUGCUAAUUCAUCAAAUUUGUAACGCUAUGAUCCUGGUCCUGUUCAUUUCCAUGAUCAUAUCUUUCUCCAUCCAUGACUGGAUCACGGGUGGUGUUAUCUCAUUUGUAGUCAUCGUAAACGUCAUCAUCGGCCUAUUUCAAGAGUAUAAGGCUUCCAAGACAAUGAACUCUUUGAAAGCAUUGAGUUCCCCCAACGCUACAGUCAUUAGAAAUGGAACAAGAGAAACUAUCGACUCGAAGGAUGUGGUUCCUGGAGAUUUAUGUCUAGUGAAAGUGGGUGACGUUAUCCCUGCUGAUUUAAGAUUAAUUGAAACUCAUAAUUUUGAAACUGAUGAAGCUUUAUUAACCGGAGAAUCAUUACCAGUAAAUAAAGAACCCGGUAAUGUUUAUGAAGUGGAUACACCCGUGGGUGACAGAUUAAAUAUCGCCUUCUCAUCAUCCACUGUAGUAAAGGGAAGAGCUAAGGGUAUUGUCGUUAAGACUGGAUUAAACACUGAAAUUGGUAAGAUUGCUAAAUCUUUAAGAGCCAAUGAAGGUUUGAUCUCGAGAGAUCAAAAUUUACCAUGGUGGAAAAAUUGGUGGAUUACCAUUAUGCAGACGACAGGUGCGUUUUUGGGAACCACUAGAGGUACACCCUUGCAUAGAAAGUUAUCCAAAUUGGCCAUCUUAUUAUUCUUCGUCGCUGUUGUCUUCGCUAUUGUUGUUAUGGCAUCUCAGAAAUUUAUCGUCGAUAAAGGAGUUGCCAUUUAUGCCAUCUGUGUCGCUUUAUCCAUGAUCCCAUCUUCAUUGGUCGUCGUAUUAACCAUCACCAUGUCCGUUGGUGCCGCCGUGAUGGCUUCCAGAAACGUUAUUAUUAGAAAAUUGGAUUCAUUGGAAGCAUUAGGUGCCGUUAAUGAUAUUUGUUCAGAUAAGACGGGGACUUUAACCCAGGGGAAGAUGAUUACCAAGGAAAUUUGGAUCCCAACUUUUGGUAUUAUAAGAGUGGAAAAUUCUAAUAACCCAGUGAAUCCAGAAAUUGGUGAAAUAAACUUCACUCCAGAAUGGUCACCUUAUGAAUAUGCUCAUAAUGAAGAUGAAGAUCAAGGAAUAUUUAGAGAUUUCAAGAAUCGCUACCAUAAUGGAGAUUUACCCGCUGAUUUGAACGUGGAACUUUGUCGCAAAUGGUUAGAAACUGCCACCUUGGCUAACAUCGCUACUGUGUUUAAAGAUAAUGACAAUGAAUGGAAAGCUCAUGGUGAUCCAACGGAAAUUGCAAUUCAAAUAUUUACCACUAGGAUGGGUAUCCCUCGUCAAUCUUUAACAGGUGAAAAAUUAUCAGAAUCUGAUGAUCUUGAUGAAGAAACUUCCAUUGAUGAAAGAGAAACAGCCAGUGAUGCUCAAUUCAAACAUUUAGCCGAAUUCCCUUUUGAUUCAACCAUUAAGAGAAUGUCUGCCAUUUUUGAGGACGUUAAGAAUGAUUCAUUAAACAUUUAUACUAAAGGUGCCUUUGAAAGUGUAUUGAAAUGUUGUUCACAUUGGUAUGGUAAUGAAGAAAAACCAGGUCAAUUAUCGCCACUAACUGAAAAUGACAAAACUUUUAUCAAGAAGAAUGUUGAUGUUCUCUCCACUGGUGGGUUGAGAGUGUUAGGAUUUGCCACAAAGCAAUCCAAUUUAGAAGAUAUAACUGAAGAUGAUAGAAAACGUUUGACAACAGAUAGAUCCACAGCUGAAUCGGAUUUGAUUUUUUUGGGACUUAUUGGUAUUUAUGAUCCACCAAGAGAGGAAACCGCUGGUGCGGUAAAGAAAUUCCAUAACGCUGGUAUCAAUGUUCGUAUGUUAACUGGUGAUUUCCCCGGUACUGCCAAAGCUAUUGCACAAGAAGUUGGUAUUUUACCCACAAAUCUAUACUAUUACCCUAAGGAAGUGGUAGAAAAUAUGGUAAUGACUGGUUCCCAAUUUGAUGAAUUGACCCCAGAACAAAUUGAUAAUCUUCCUGUCUUGCCCUUGGUAAUUGCACGUUGCUCCCCACAGACAAAAGUUAGAAUGAUUGAAGCUUUACAUCGUCGUGAUAAAUUCUGCGCUAUGACCGGUGAUGGUGUCAAUGACUCUCCAUCUUUGAAAAUGGCUAAUGUGGGGAUCGCCAUGGGUAUUAAUGGGUCUGAUGUCGCCAAGGAUGCCUCCGAUAUUGUAUUAAGUGAUGACAAUUUUGCAUCCAUAUUAAAUGCCAUUGAAGAGGGGAGAAGAAUGAGUGAUAAUAUUCAAAAAUUCGUCUUACAAUUAUUAGCUGAAAAUGUCGCACAAGCUCUAUAUUUAAUUUGUGGAUUAGCAUUCCAAGAUAAAGAGGGGAAAUCUGUAUUCCCAUUGGCUCCUGUGGAAGUCUUAUGGAUUAUUGUCGUUACUUCAUGCUUCCCUGCUAUGGGACUGGGUUUAGAAAAAGCUGCUCCUGAUUUAAUGGAUAGACCUCCAAAUGAUUCGAAAAGUGGUAUCUUCACUUGGGAAAUCAUUGUUGAUAUGUUUGUUUAUGGUAUUAUAAUGGCUGGUUGUUGCAUGGGUUCAUUCACUACUGUCGUUUACGGUAAGGAUGGUGGUAACUUGGGAUUCAACUGUAAUAAAAGCUAUAAUGAAACCUGUCACGAUGUAUUUAGAGGUAGAAGUUCUGCAUUUGCAGUCAUGACUUGGUGUGCCUUGAUUCUUGCCUGGGAAGUUGUGGAUUUAAGAAGAUCCUUCUUUAGAAUGCAACCAGAAACAGAUACUCCCGUUAGAGAGUUUUUCAGAGAUAUUUGGUCCAAUAAAUUCUUGUUUUGGUCACUUAUUUUCGGAUUUGUGUCCACUUUCCCUGUUAUUUAUAUCCCAGUUAUUAAUGACAAAGUUUUCUUACACAAGGGUAUUACUUUUGAAUGGGGGAUUGCAUUUGCUUUCACUAUUAUCUUUUGGAUGGGUUGUGAACUCUAUAAAUUUAUGAAGAGACGUUACUUCAGACGUAUGAUGAAUAAAGCCCAAAAUCCUGAAUCCGAUUUAGAAAAGAGAACAAGAAGAGAUCCAUUUGAAGCAUACAGUACUUCAACAACUUUGCAAACAGAAAUUAAUAUUAGCUAUAAGAGUUGA
Molecule: messenger RNA, 3258 nt
Organism: Naumovozyma castellii
Lineage: Eukaryota; Fungi; Ascomycota; Saccharomycetes; Saccharomycetales; Saccharomycetaceae
Exons: 1
Coding region: 1-3258 (1085 amino acids)
Source: RefSeq, a predicted model, not a curated record